Zychaea mexicana is the source of this 2606-nucleotide messenger RNA. RefSeq lists its product as uncharacterized. The coding region runs from base 158 to 2320 and encodes 720 amino acids. Lineage: Eukaryota; Fungi; Mucoromycota; Mucoromycetes; Mucorales; Lichtheimiaceae. The transcript has 17 exons. Gene Ontology annotation, biological process: carbohydrate metabolic process. The record is from RefSeq and is a predicted model, not a curated record.
CGCACCGUCGGCAUGCCGGCGCAGGUUUCGGGAAGCCUUCUUUUCGGAGAGGGCGAGCCCCGUUGCUUAAAAACGUCACAAAUCCAAGUGGUUUUAAAAAUAGGGCCUUAAAACUUUAGUUUCUCUAUCCCUGCAGAACGCACGUUUAGAUACAACUAUGCGAUCAAUCGUAUCUCAUUUGAAAUCUGUACCGACAGCACAAUUGCGUGUGUCCACCAAGUAUACGCCAACGUCAGCAAGAGCCUUACUUCGUACUCAGGAAACCUCGCGCGCGUUCACCACACGAUCGUUGCCUCGACCUUCUUCGUCAUUGCUGACUCAAUCGCGUCUUCUUAAAGGACGUGUCAAUAUCAAUGAAUUGCAUACUUCCCGCGUCACUCAAGCCACGAUCCCAAAAUUCACAAAUCGUCUUAGUAAUGAAAAAAGUCCAUAUCUUUUGCAACAUGCCCACAACCCUGUUGAUUGGUAUCCCUGGGGCAAGGAAGCAUUCGAUAAGGCUGUCAAGGAGAAUAAGCCUAUCUUCUUAAGUAUCGGUUAUAGUACUUGCCAUUGGUGUCAUGUUAUGGAGCACGAAUCGUUUGAAAAUGAAGAGACUGCAAAAUUCAUGAACGAGCACUUUGUAAACAUCAAAGUCGACAGAGAAGAAAAUCCAGCUGUCGACAAGCUCUACAUGACGUAUAUUCAAUUGAUCUCUGGACGAGGUGGCUGGCCAAUGUCUGUCUUCCUUACACCCGAACUAUCGCCUUUCUUUGGUGGCACUUAUUUCCCUCCAGGGGACCAAUACGGCACACCAGGUUUCCGCAACCUACUAGCUCGCGUUGCUGAAAUAUGGGAAGCUGCUGACGACAAGGUGAGAGAAGAUGCCUCCGGAACAAUCGCCCAACUUCGAGCCUACGUCAACUCAAAGCCUGCUGGUACGGAAGAUGCUGCAAGCCAGCUCCAUCCAGAGAACUUGGUAUCAGCGGCAUUCAAUCACUUUGAUGACAAUUUUGAUACCGCGAAUGGUGGUUUUACUGGUGCUCCCAAAUUUCCCACACCAGUCCAGUUGCAGUUCUUGUUUGAGUACUUUGCUUACUUGCGCAAAGACAAAAGCACUGAACAUAAUGCGCAAAAGGCGCUUGAAAUGGCUUUGUUCACGCUCAAGAAAAUUUCAAUGGGCGGUAUACGCGACCAUAUCGGCAGCGGAUUUCAUAGAUACAGCACAGACAAGUACUGGCACGUACCCCAUUUUGAAAAGAUGCUUUACGACCAGGCCCAGUUGCUCUCUGCCUACACUUCCGCAUACCUGAUCACUAGAGACCAAGGUUUUGCAGAUGUAGCCAAGGAUAUUGUGCACUAUAUUGCCCGUGAUCUCCAGCAUCCUCAAGGCGGUUUCUACUCUGCUGAAGAUGCAGACUCGUUCCCAACAGAUCAAUCUAAAAAGAAGCUUGAAGGAGCCUUCUAUGUUUGGGAGAUGCCACUGCUGGAAGAAAUUCUCGGGUCCAAAGCAGCCAAAGUAUUUAACAAAUACUACGGUGUUAACAAGGAUGGUAAUGUCAACCCUGCUCAAGAUCCGCAUAAUGAGCUUGUUAACCAGAACGUGCUUGCAGAGCAAGAAUCAGUGGAUAAUGUCGCCAAAGAGUUUGGCAUGUCCUCGCAAGAUGUGGGUUCCAUUCUCAACGAGUCCAAGGAAAAAUUGCUAAAGUACAGAGAGGAGCAGAGACCGAAACCUCACUGUGAUGACAAGAUCCUCACCUCUUGGAAUGGACUGAUGAUUUCUGGUCUUGCACAAGCAGCCAAUGCUUUCCAAGACAAAGAGAUUUUGAAACUGGCUACCAAUGCCGCCGACUUUAUCCAACGAGAACUCUACAAACAACAGACUGAUACCUUGUUACGCAGCUAUAGAGCUGGCCCCUCUGAUAUUGAAGGUUUCCUCGACGACUAUAGCUAUAUGGUUCAAGGUUUGUUGGAUCUAUACGAAGCGACUUACGACGAAAAGUGGAUUCAAUGGGCUUAUGAUCUCCAACAAAAGCAAAAUGAAUUGUUUUACGAUUCCGAUAAGGGUGGUUACUUUAACGUACAAGCAAGUGACAAGAGCAUUCUUGUGCGCCUUAAGGAUGAACAAGACGGUGCCGAACCUUCAGCCAAUGCUAUUUCCUUGAGAAACCUCGUUAGACUCGGUACUAUCUUAGAGCAAGAAGAUUACGUGGUCAAGGCGAGAAAUACCAUUGGAUCUUUCAGCACUAGCAUUUCCCAAUACCCUUUUGCUAUGCCUGCACUUUUGGGAUCAUUCCUUUUGAUGGUGAACGGUGUAAAGCAGGUAAUUAGGAAAAGAAGCUAGUUCUUGUUCACCGUUACUGAACCUAUCAUACUAGAUUGUGCUGACUGGCACGGAUGAGAGCCAGUUAAAACCAUUCAAGGAGACCAUUUCUCAAGCAUUCGUUCCAAACAAGGUUUCAAUCCAGGCUAAAAAGGGUGGUCUUAUUGAGCAAAAGAAUCCAAUUGUAGCGCAGCUAGCAGAUGAUAGUAAGGCAGCAGCCUAUGUUUGCGAAAACUUUACUUGCGGAUUGCCUGUUGAAGAUGCGAAAACACUUCAAGCCAAGAUUGGAAAUUAAAAGAAAAUUAUA